GCGAGGCACAGCCGGCACAGCCGCGGCGAGGCAGGCCGUGCAGCCAGCGCUCCGCGAAGCAUCGCACACUCCCACACGCCGGUACACUCGUUUGGAUAUGCAGUGCCUGCCCGCUGUUGGAGCCAGGUGUCAUGAGUAGGGUGGCCAGCCUCCCCACGGCGCCACCAGUGCUACCUGUCCCUGUGCUCCGCGGUGCAACCCACCGCCCCGACGCCGCCCGGCCACCGCAUCGCGUGCAUCGCCCUUGAGGACCCCAGCAGGACGCCAUGGAGGUCGUGGCUGGAGACCUGCCCUUCCAGCGGCGCAACGUGGUGGAGUGGUCCCACCGGGACCGACUCACCGGCGCGCUGGAGCGCGCGCGCAGGGAGACCAACCACUGGUCCGCCAGCACGGCCACCGCCAUCCACAACUACGGGAAGGUCGUGGACCACCGCGCCCUGAACAUGGCCGACGGCCGAGUGCAGCAGACCCAGCGCAAGCAGCUGGAGGUGUUCUCCACGCAGGUGCCUGGGGGCUCGCUGCAAGUCAUCCGGUCGUCCACGACGUCCUCGUCCAGGUCCUCCGUCCAGUUCACCCAGAUGAGUGGCGGGACGUGGGCCUCCGUGCCAGACGUCGACAGCGGAUUCGGAGACCUCCAGCUGUCGCUGCACCCGCUGGACCUGAGCUCCGAGAAGACCAAGGCGAGCGUGGGCCGCUCCAUCGGCUGGCGACGGCCGCCGACCCGCGCGCCGCGCGGCAAGCCGCAGCCCGACGCCGCCAACGAGAAGCACGUCGAGAUCACCGUCGAGGAGGACGACGACAAGCCGAGCGACGGCGCCCCCAUCAUCUCCUUCCCCAGCGACGACGACAGCAGCGACCGGACGACGUCCGCGUCCGUCAUCAGCGCCGUCACCCGGCACUCCAUCGCCGAGUCGCGCAAGAGCUGCUCCAGCGAGAACCUCAGCAAGGUGGCGGACGCCGAGGCCGCCGACGGCGGCGUCAACGGCUUCCUGGGCCGGUCCUCCGUGCUGCGCCGCUCGCUGCAGUACACGCGGCCGCCCGACUUCCCCACCGGCAGCGGCGCCAGCGUCAGCGUCAGGAGGAUGAGGGAGGAGAUUGAGGCGCGCGGCGUCCAGGUCGGCGGCCAGGUCGGCGGCCAGGUCGGAGCGGCCCCCGCCCCCGCGGCGCCGCAGCCCCCCAGCGCCGUGCCCAAGGAGGAGACCCUGGACAAGGUGAAGCGCCUCGUGAGCGACUCCAUCGCCACGCAGAACCACUCCUUCGUGACGGUCAAGUCGCUGGCCGAAGUCCGCGGCCGGCUACGCAGCAAAGCGGUCGACGCCAAGCCCGCCAACGGCGAGGACGCGGACGCGGCGCCGCAGUCCUACGUGUUCGGCGUGAAGGACGUCAAGGACGCCAAGGACAAGAUGGUCAACGGCGGCGGCGUCAAGUCCGAGGAGUGGUACCGGCGGAGGAAGUCGUACGGGUUCGAGCCCGACCUGCCUCCCCAAAAUCAGGAGCUGAUUUCGCUGAAGGAGAGCAAGGAGGACUCGUGGAGCGACAGCGGAUCCACCUUCAAGACGACGGCGGCCUUCUCCGUGUCGCCCCUGCUCAAGCACCUGGACACCAUCAAGCGGUCCAAGGACGCCGCCAACCAGAUCGCCCGGCCGGCCAGCCUGUACGACAAGGCGGACUCGGCCGUGGAAGAGGCGCCGCGGCUCGAGGACGCCGACAAGGCCCCCAAGAAGACGGUGGUCAAGCUGGUCGGCGAGGACUCGGACAUGGACCGGCGCCGCGACCUGCUGCGACGCCGCGCCGAGCGCAACGGGCGCAACCUCACGGAGCCCGUGAGCGUCAGCAUCCCCGUGGUGGCCAACGACGCCGUGACGGUGAAGGCCGAGCCCGCGCUCAUCAUCAAUGGCUUCCACUACGACGACGACGCCAAGGAGGACAAGCGGCACUCCAUCGCCGUGGUGGACAUGGAGGAGGCCGUGCGCGACAAGCUGGGCCACAGCGCCUACCUGUCGGACUCGGCCGAGGACGCGGCCGUCGCUAAGAACAAGAAGAGGGUCGAGUUCAGCAAGACGGAGGUGCACUUCGCGGCCGAGCCGGGCCGUUUCAACCUCGUGUCCACCGACGACAAGCCGCCGCCGACGAACAUCGUGCGCGGCCGCCGCCGCCAGAAGCUCCUCGCCGAGCAGCGGAUCGCCAUGAACCGCAGCGGGCUGCCCGAGGUGCGCUUCGGCGACGAGCAGAAGGCCGCCGACGACGACAAGCCCGCCAAACCCACGGGGGUCAUCACCGUCACCAUGGAGGGCAAGCUGUCCCCGGACGCCAGCGAGCGCCUGCAGCAGCACCCGCUGGCCAAGAACGCCGCCAAGGACGACGGCGUGGUGAGGUGCACGGUGAGUGCGGACCCCGACAACGUCGUGCCCAUGUGGCGGUCCACGGUCACGCUCAAGAGCAACUCCUUCGCGAACGCGAACGAACGAAAGAGCGACGGCGAGGCCGAGUUUCAGAGACUACUCAAGUCGCUGAGGCCAACCGGCAAACGAGGGAUCUCGAGCGUGGAGCCAGUCCCCGAGAUCACGGUCACGACAUCUCGUUCGCCCACCGUUCGGCCGAAAGGGUUCUCAACCACGGUUAACGUGGGCCCCCCGGAGACGAACGGCGUCGACAGAGACCCCGUCGCCUUCGUGUCCCAACACACCGUUAGUCGCGGUGCCUCAGAACAAAAGUCAGCCCUCCAUAGUUUAAAAUUGAGCCGGCUCGCGCCGAUGCUCGCGCCGCUUGUGCUGGAGUCCACCCCACUGGUGCUUCUCGCUAACAACAACAACAACAGGCCUCGCAGGCGGGCGCGCGCCGCGCCGCGCAGGUCGCUGGCGAGUCAAGGCAGCGAGGACGAGGACUUGAGUGACGAUUCCCUGCAGGCGGACGCAGAAGUGCGGUCCUACAUGGUAGAAAAGUCCCGCCUGGUCGCCCACUUAGAUUUGUCCCCGCAGGGUCGGUUCACCCCUAGCCCCGAGCUAGGGUCGCCGCGCCUGCCGGGCCUGCACGCCGCGGUGGACGCCUGUGACUCCAGGGACUCCAGGGAGAAGGCCAGCUACCGCCACCACGCCUCCAAGGCCGAGCGGCUGGUGCAGCAGGACGCCGCCCCCGCAGCACCCACACUGGAACGGCUGGCACGGCUGGAACCGCCUCGCGUCUCGUCGCCGAACAGCGUCUACGUCGUCCCGGAGCAGCGGAGGAGUGGUUUUACCGCCGUGCUCGAACCCCGAUCGGACUUCCGCACGCCGAGCCCCGUGCUGCCCAAGUCGUUCUCGCUGGUGGACAGCGUGGCCAGGAAGACGGACCCUCAGAGGGACGCGGGGCUGGCGGAGCGGACCGUGUCGGUGCGCGAGCUGCUGACCCGGAUGGCCAAGGCCGAGAACAAGGUGGACGCCAUGGUGGACGCCCAGGCCAAGAAGGAGAGGAUCAUUGAGGUGGUGGCCGCGGCCACGGACUCGGCCAGCGAGUCGGACGCGCCGGCCCCACACUGGAAGCGGUACUCGGAGGCGGAGCGCGCGGAGCGUGUCAACGGCGGCCUGCCCGUCACGGACUCAGUCAUCUUCGGAGACUACAGGCCGACGUCCCCCGCGGACGUCACCCUGACGUCGACGAGGAGGCUCCAGCCCCUGGGCCGCGCCUCCGUCAAGGACCUGCUCAAGGAGGGCGGCGCCGUGCGCGCGCUGGGCCGCUCCACCGUCGUCGACGUGGCCAAGGACGAGGGGGCCUCGCCGCGGGUGCGGCAGCCACGGCAGCCCAGCCCCUUGGUGCCCCAGGUGGAGCUCCUGGAGGGCAGGGAGCUCCUGCACAGCCGCGCGCAGCCCGGCGGCCUCGGCCACCACGUCGACGAGGUGGAGCGCUUCCUCCGCAGCGAGCGCGACCACCACGACCACCACCACGACGAACGGCGGCCGCGGAGCAGGGCGGACGACCGCGCACGCCGGCCGCGCAGCCGAAGCAGGGACGCGGAGAACCAUCGACUUCGAGAGCUCGAACGUCGCAGCCCUGGCCUUCGAGAAAUCGAACGCAACAGCCCUGACAAGGAGCGGCUUCGAGAAAUCGAACGCCGCGGCCCGGAGAAAGACCGGCUUCGAGAAAUCGAGCGCCGUAGUCCGGACAAAGACCGGCUUCGAGAAAUCGAGCGCCGUAGUCCGGACAAAGACCGGCUUCGAGAAAUCGAACGCCGCAGCCCGGAGAAAGACCGACUUCGAGAGGUCGAUCGCCGCAGCCCGGACAAACUCUUCAGCGAGCACGGCGACGCGCGGCGGCGACGGAGUCGGGAGGAGCUUUGCGUCAAGGAGGGUCGCCGGCGGAGUCGCAGUCGCGACGAGCUGCUGGACGUGGUGGCGGACCGCGAGAAGCGCUCUCGAAGCCGCGACCCGCAGAGAUCUCGAAGCCGCAGCCAGGACGAGCUGGAAGUGGACCGGCGGCACCGGAGCCGCAGCAGGGACGAGCUCGAAGCACACCGCGAGCCCCAGCACCGGAGCCACAGCCGCGACGAACAUCGGGACCGCGAGCGCAGCGCGGACGCAGAGUCGAAACAACGUCGAAGUUCGACUUUCGAGACCUCGAACCACAGGCAGAGAAGCCGCAGCCGCGACGACCAGAAGCGGGAGGCCGGCGGCCGCAACCGCGAGCACGGCGACGGCGUCAACGGCGACGUCGAGGACAAGAGCCGUCGCCUCGCCGACAAGCUGGAAGCCAGGCUGGAGGCCAAAGUCACUUCCGGCGACCGGAAGCGACCGGAGGCGAACGCAGCGAGGGAGGAGCGGCGACACUGCAAGUGCGCGCACCGCAGCGACCCGCGGGACAAGGAGGCAAAGAACCGCGGCACGGCGGCCGAGCGGAGUCGAACCCACGACAAGGCGUGCCUGCGCGCCGAGGGAAGGCCCAGGGCAGAGCGAGCCGGCGACAAGGACAAGGACAAGGCCGAGAAGGUGGUGCGGAAGACCCGCUCCCACGUCGCCGCCAUGGCCAGCCCCAUCGCCAGCCUGGUCACCAAGCCGUCCAGGCGCCAGAACGAUUCGAAGAAGUCCGGAGACAUUCACAUUGUCAUCGAACCGAUCCGACCCGUGCGUCGAGCUGUUGCCCCCGCCAAACAGUCGAGUGGCUCUGUGUCCUCGCCUCACUCCAAAGCCCCAGCGAAAGCUGUGCUUUCCCAGAAACGCUCUGCGGGCACUGUGUCGGACAGUAAUUCGAGUCUGUCUCAAGGGAGGGCCGCGGGCAACCACCUUUCGGUCAGCGAGGCGACGAGGCCAGCGCGGAGGAACCACAGAAAGCACACGAUCGACUCGUAGGGAGUGACUGAACUAAAGACUUAAACCCUUCUUACAUCCUCACAUGAUACUCACAUGUAAAAUGUAAUGCGCCUCUCCAUGGCGCUCAAGUCGCCGGUACUUGUAGUGAUAAUGACAAAUCCUAACUGUAAUAUGUAUAUGCGCCCAGACUGUAACCCUUUGUUUUUGUUUUUGUUUUAUUCUUCUUGCCCAGUAAUUGCCGUAAUUACGAGACUUAAUGAUAUACUCGCUCUCUCAUGAAUCGCCUUGUUGCAUUUUUUUUUCAUGCCAAAUUUGAACAUUUUCAUGACAUUGGUUUAACCUCGCCUGUCAGGCACAAUUUAUUCAAUGGAAAUGAGGACUGACUGGUAAUUUGUACAACAAAUAAAUUAAUUUGCUCAUGUUGUUA
Messenger RNA from Thrips palmi, 5706 nucleotides. RefSeq lists its product as uncharacterized. The transcript has 14 exons. Bases 267 to 5318 code for a protein of 1683 amino acids. The record is from RefSeq and is a predicted model, not a curated record. NCBI's taxonomy places the organism in Eukaryota, Metazoa, Arthropoda, Insecta, Thysanoptera, Thripidae.